This is a messenger RNA of Amyelois transitella, 704 nucleotides long. RefSeq names its product adenylate kinase isoenzyme 6 homolog (gene Ak6). The coding region runs from base 157 to 687 and encodes 176 amino acids. Gene Ontology annotation, molecular function: ATP hydrolysis activity; ATP binding; AMP kinase activity. Gene Ontology annotation, cellular component: nucleus; cytoplasm. The record is from RefSeq and is a predicted model, not a curated record. Lineage: Eukaryota; Metazoa; Arthropoda; Insecta; Lepidoptera; Pyralidae. The transcript has 4 exons.
UGAUAUCUGUUUCGUUUGUGUUCAUGUCGAGUGAUCCCACCUCGUGUCAUUUCUCAUUUGUGUCGUUUUAAUUUAUUUUUCUUUAGAUUUCUGUUUUUGCAUGUAUGAAAACUGUAUUAAAUUAAACUUGAAGUGAGUGACUGAUUUAUACAUACCAUGGGUCCUUUGCCACGUACUGUCCCUAAUAUUUUAAUAACAGGAACCCCAGGAGUAGGCAAGUCCACACUUAGCCAAACGUUGGCUGACCGGUUGAAUUUCACUUGGAGAGAAGUUUCAAAGAUUGCUGAAGAAUAUAGUUGUUUAGACGAAUACGACCCAGAGUACCAAUGUCCAUUCUUAAAUGAAGAUAAAUUACUAGAUAUCAUGGAGGGCAUGAUGGCCAAAGGAGGGAACAUAGUUGACUACCAUGGCUGUGAUUUCUUCCCCGAGCGAUGGUUUGAUGGUGUUUUUGUUAUCAGAACAAAUAAUACUACACUUUACGACAGAUUAUCAGCCAGGGGUUACACAGGAAAGAAAUUGGACGACAACAUACAGUGCGAGAUCUUCGAGACUCUUCUAGAAGAGGCCCAGUCGUCAUAUAAGGAGGAAAUAGUGAAGGAAUUACAGAAUGACACACAGGAACAGUUGCAGGCCAAUGUAGAAACUAUUGUAGAGUGGGUUCAGAGGUGGAAAGAAGAAAAUUUAUAAUAAAUUAUUUAUUUUCA